Molecule: messenger RNA, 624 nt
Organism: Schistosoma haematobium
Lineage: Eukaryota; Metazoa; Platyhelminthes; Trematoda; Strigeidida; Schistosomatidae
Gene: TOP2B
Product: DNA topoisomerase 2-beta
Exons: 4
Coding region: 1-624 (207 amino acids)
Source: RefSeq, a predicted model, not a curated record
AUGAACAAGAGUGAGAAUUUUCGAGUUGUUGAUCAUGGACAAGGAAAUAAAGAGAUUGAUAUACCGAUUGUCUCAGAAAUUCCAGACACUAAGUCAACAUCAUCAAUCCCAUCAAGUGUUUAUGGUGGUGGUGCAUCUGUAAAGGCUGGAUCUUUCCCCUUAUUUUCUGUUUUGAAUAUUAGUUCUGGGUCAACAUCUCGUGGUGCUCCUGGUAUUGCAUCAGGUCGUGGACGUGGUCGUGGUGGCAAAGGACGGCAGUUUUCAGCUCCACCUAAAUCACAACCUAGUAUCAAAUCAAUGUUUCCUCCUACUCAGAAGAAAACCACAAUAAAUAUUUCAACAGACGAUGAUUCUAAUGAUGCCGCAAGUAUAACUACUUCUCAAAAAGAGCCUAGGGUAAAUUCUCGACGUACUGUAACAAAUCGUGCCCGAUACGUAUUUGAUGAUGAAGAUGACGAUCUAGAUAUUGAUUCAGAUGACAGUGGUGCCAAAAAACAAUCCAAAGGUGGUUCACGUAAACGUCAGAAAAACGAUGAUGAUAGCGAUUUUGAACCCGAAAAGGUUAAGAAGGGCAAGUCAAAGAAGGGAGCUCUAGAUGACUCAGAUUUCGAAUUCUCCGACUAG